GACUGGUCCAUCAAGAAGAGAGAGAGAGAGAGAGAGAGAGAGAGAGAGAGAAAUGGUGGUGAAGUUGUACGGGCCUGAUUCUGCAGCGUCGAAUCGAGUGCUGGUGUGCCUGAUCGAGAAGGGCGUCGAGUUUGAAACCGUCCCUGUCGAUCUCUUCAAGGGCGAGCAGAGAGCCCCUGAGUUCCUCAAGCUCCAGCCCUUCGGAGCAGUUCCUGUGGUUCAAGAUGGCGACUGCACUCUGUUCGAAUCGCGAGCGAUCAUAAGGUAUUUUGCCGAGAAAUACAAGCACCAAGGGACCGACCUGCUGGGGAAGACGAUAGAGGAGAGGGGGCUUGUCGAGCAGUGGCUCGAAGUUGAGGCCCAGAACUACCACCCCCCGAUCUUAGACCUCGUCCUCAAAAUUGUUUUCGGCCCAUUUAGGGGACUUACCCCGGAUCCGAAGCUGAUCAAAGAGAGCGAGGACAAGCUCAGCAAGGUGCUGGAUGUCUAUGAGGAGAGGCUGUCAAAGGGCAAGUACCUGGCAGGGGAUUUUGUCAGCCUUGCCGACCUGAGCCACCUCCCGUUCACCCAAUACUUGGUGGGCAAGAUAGGGAAGGGGUACAUGAUAAGGGACCGGAAGAAUUUGAGUGCCUGGUGGGAUGAUAUCUCCGGUAGGCCUUCUUGGAAGAAGGUCCUCGAGCUCUGGCCUGGUCAGUAUUAGGACCGUAUUAUUAGG
Rhodamnia argentea is the source of this 715-nucleotide messenger RNA. RefSeq names its product glutathione S-transferase F10-like. Gene Ontology annotation, molecular function: glutathione transferase activity; glutathione binding. Gene Ontology annotation, cellular component: cytoplasm. The transcript is spliced from 3 exons. Lineage: Eukaryota; Viridiplantae; Streptophyta; Magnoliopsida; Myrtales; Myrtaceae. The record is from RefSeq and is a predicted model, not a curated record. Bases 53 to 700 code for a protein of 215 amino acids.